AAUUGAAGAGGGAAUAUUUUGAAGAAAAGUGCCUUACUGUCUCUAAUUUGUGAAAAUCUAAUACAAAAAUAUUAGAACCGCCGAAAUUGAGUUGGGGUGCUUGCACUUGCCAACCAGUUUUAGCAGUCAAAAAUAAGGACGCGGCGGCGCGAGGCUCGGUCAUUUCUCUAACUCAGACUCCUCCACGUGCUCCAAUUUUAUUGGAUAUACGAUCGCCACUUUUAACCAAAUAAAGAAAGAGGAUUCCAAUUCUCAAAUUUACCUAGUCGAAUCCGUCCAUUUCCUUAUUGACUUACAAUUACCCCGCAUAUGCGUAUUUUAUGCGAAAUUGCGAAUCUUGGAGUGUGGAAGUGGUGAAAAAUGGAUUCAAUAGAAGACUGGGAUUUUCUGGAUUAUAGUUUCAUCGACGAAAAUGCUUCCCCAGAUUUACUUUUGCCCAAUUACAGAGAAACUGAGUUGUCAUCUGGAAAUGUUGUGCAUCAAGAAAAGGAAUUCGUGGAUAGAGAUUACUCGCUCAAGAGGGGACGCAGUGGAUCAUGCAGCAGGCCAGGGACCAAAGCGUGCCGUGAGAAAUUGAGGCGUGAGAGAUUGAAUGAAAGGUUUCUGGAUCUAAGCUCUAUUUUGGAACCUGGGAGACCUGCCAGGACAGACAAAUCGGCGAUACUUGAUGAUGCCAUCAGAGUUUUGACCCAACUGAGAACUGAGGCUCAGGAGCUCAAAGAAACAAAUGAAAAGCUACAGGAGGAAAUAAAAAGUUUAAAGGCUGAGAAGAAUGAACUUCGUGAAGAGAAACUUGUGCUGAAGGGAAAUAAAGAAAAGAUAGAGCAGCAACUGAAAACAAUGACCAUCCCACCAGCUGGGUAUCUUCCUGCUCACCCAGCAGCAUAUCAUCCUGGGGCAAGUAAGAUGGCAGUUUUCCCUGGUUAUGGUUUGGUCCCAAUGUGGCAAUAUUUACCUCAGUCAGCACGGGAUACGUCUCAUGAUCAUGAGCUUAGGCCACCUGCAGCUUAGUUUCUUUUAUUUUUAAUUAUUGGUUGAGGUUAAGACUUGUUGGACAAUCCCAAAUAUCUUUGUGUAUCCUCUCACAGCUUUGGCCUCGGUUGAUCUGUAAAUAUAUUAUUGGAAGUAUGAUUAUCCCAUUCCGAAUUCAACCAUUGGUUUAUGGAUAGCUGGACUGACCAGAACCCUUGUUAUUCUUGAAUAAAUGAUUCUUUCUCUGUCUA
Messenger RNA from Theobroma umbraticum, 1223 nucleotides. RefSeq names its product transcription factor bHLH104-like. NCBI's taxonomy places the organism in Eukaryota, Viridiplantae, Streptophyta, Magnoliopsida, Malvales, Malvaceae. Gene Ontology annotation, molecular function: protein dimerization activity; DNA-binding transcription factor activity. Gene Ontology annotation, biological process: intracellular iron ion homeostasis; regulation of DNA-templated transcription. The record is from RefSeq and is a predicted model, not a curated record.